CCACAAAUUCUCUAACUUGACCCUCACCUCACACCACACCACACCACAUUCAAACAAUUCACACCCACAAACACACACACUUUUAUUUACAAAUUACAACCUUCCAUCACUUGUUUUGAUUAUUUUCUCAUUCGUUUUCAUCAUCUUCAGUGCUUAAUAAUACUAUGGAGUGGUAUUACGGAACCGGAGAAGAAGAUCUUGUUGUUCCAAAGGAUUAUGAAAAAGCACAGACGAUACCAUCACAAGAAAGUUUGUUACAGUGGGGAAUGACUAGUUUUGGGAAUUCUAAUCCGAAAAAGUAUUUCGAUUCCAACAUAAACAUGACCCAUGAAGAACUAUACAACAAUGGCGGAUCCCUUUUGUGGAACGAUGAAGCAGAUUUUCAACAAUUUGCAGAGGAAGAAGCCAGAAUCAAUAACAUGGAUGAUGACAUUUUCUUCAGUUCAUUACUUGAAGAGGAUCCAAUUAACGAUUCAGCCAAGACCCAUGACAACACAAUUCUAGGCAACAAUGUGGACAACAUCGAGGGCGAAAUGGUAAAUUCACAAUAUGUUGCACGCCAUGGACAAAGCAUUGGAAGCUCGAAAUACCUCAAAACACACGACUUCUCUCCGCCAGCCGACUGGGCUAAUGGUAACGUUUCAACAACUUAUCAAGUGCCAAAGCAGUACACUAGCAAUGAGAACUCAAUGGAGGCAUUUGUAUUGAAUGAUCUUGAAAGGGUGACCGCACAGUUCACUGACAAAACUCGCAUUUGCUUUCGGGAUGCUUUCUACCGGCUUGCAGAAAGCUCAAAACAACCGUUCAACUCAUGCCAAAAUGGCGAAUCUUCGAUGAUUUCUGAUGAUGAUACCUUAAGGGCCAGAGAAACAGAAGAUGCUGAAUCAAAUACAAAUGUUAUCGAUAGAGCUGUAGCCAAUCUCAUCUUCCAUAAGAGCGACUUUGAUGACACAUGUAACAGACAUCAAACCAAUUACAACGAUGAUGCAGAAGUCCCACUCAGCAUGCAGGAAUUGCCGCAAUCAACUGCCUUUUAAAUUACUAACCCUCUAAAGAUGCAUGCUUUUUGUGAUUUGGAGGUCUGAGUCACAAAAAUAGUCUUUUUGCAGAUAUCGCGUGUAUGUAGGCCUCGUGUGAAACCCGGCUUUUUGAUCUUAUGUGUAUAUGGUGCGGUUAGCGAGCCAAGUACAUAUCCAAUCUUGAGUGGUGUUUUCUGGAUAAAUCUUGUGGCGUAAAAACGUCUUCAUUAUGUAAUAUUCCUCAUUAACGAGUCGGGUCUAUUAGUCUGGGUCCUUAAAGAGCAUAUACCUUGUGUUACAAGCAACGUUUCGUUGUUUCCAACAUCCAUGCAGCAAAUAAGAUGACUAUGUAAUGUUCUUUAGCAUGAGUUGCAUGUGUGUUUUAAGAAGGAAUAAAAACAUUGUAUUAUUGGACACUACGUAAGUUUGAGGUUAUGGUUUA
Messenger RNA from Helianthus annuus (common sunflower), 1461 nucleotides. RefSeq names its product protein LNK3. Bases 165 to 1037 code for a protein of 290 amino acids. Gene Ontology annotation, biological process: circadian rhythm; regulation of DNA-templated transcription. The transcript is spliced from 6 exons. Lineage: Eukaryota; Viridiplantae; Streptophyta; Magnoliopsida; Asterales; Asteraceae. The record is from RefSeq and is a predicted model, not a curated record.